This is a messenger RNA of Humulus lupulus (European hop), 1330 nucleotides long. Its product is annotated as defective in cullin neddylation protein AAR3. The transcript is spliced from 9 exons. The record is from RefSeq and is a predicted model, not a curated record. Gene Ontology annotation, molecular function: ubiquitin conjugating enzyme binding; ubiquitin-like protein binding; cullin family protein binding. Gene Ontology annotation, cellular component: ubiquitin ligase complex. NCBI's taxonomy places the organism in Eukaryota, Viridiplantae, Streptophyta, Magnoliopsida, Rosales, Cannabaceae. The coding region runs from base 180 to 1202 and encodes 340 amino acids. Gene Ontology annotation, biological process: protein neddylation; positive regulation of ubiquitin-protein transferase activity.
AUCCCGUUCGUUCCAAAUCUCGGUGCGUUUUCUUACGGCAACAGCACUACAUAACGGAGAAAAAAAAAUAAAGAAAAGAAAGAAAAAAAAGAGUCUUUCUCUCUCUCUAGGCCUCGGUCUGGCGUGGCUUCUUCCCAAUCGCCUGCUCCCUCUUCCAAAGCCCAUAUCCAUAGUUCGGUAUGAACUCCAUGGAUUCGUACAGCUCCAAUUGCUGUGAUAUUUUUGAGGUUUAUCGCCAAUUCUGUGAUAUUGGAUCAGGGAAUCUGUAUUUUCAAGGGGAAGAAGGAUACAGAAAAAAUGAGGAAUCGCAAAUGGCUCAAUGUUUACGGGAGGCAUUGACUCAGCUUUCAAAACUGGUAGAGUCAAGACUACAUGCAAGGAUGUCAGUUUUUGAUGAAAUUCUCAAGCUUAUGUCCCAACUCAACUUGAUGGUUGAUUUUUCCGAAUUCUCACGCUUCUAUGAAUUUGUUUUUUUUCUUUGCCGUGAAAAUGGUCAAAAGAACAUCUCUGUAAAAAAGGCUGUUACUGCAUGGAGAUUAGUUCUUGCUGGGAGGUUUCGAUUGCUUAAUCAAUGGUGUGAGUUUGUUGAGAAAAAUCAGCGGCAUAAUAUCUCAGAGGAUACUUGGCGACAAGUUUUAGCAUUCAGUCGCUGUGUACAUGAAAAUUUGGAAGGAUAUGAUCCUGAAGGAGCUUGGCCUGUAUUAGUAGAUGACUUCGUUGAGCACAUGUACAGGGUUUCUGGAUCUAAUGAAAAUCGCAACUUUUCAUGCAACUGUGGUGACUCAGAAACUGAGUCUGGUGUAUGUGACGACUCCCUUCCCGGAUUGAAAAACUUUCCUGGCUUGAAGAGGAAGACCCUGGAUGACCUUGGAAAAGAUGAUUUGGGAUCCUUAAUAACGAUCUUUCCAGAUAGUACCAACUUAAAUCCUGUAAUGAGCUUAAAGAGAAAUAGGUCGAUUACUUACAGACCAGCCAACUGGGAGGAUGAUGACUUUAUGGAUAUCACCAGAUGUAAUAAUUCUCAGUUGAAUGCUUCUACCAAGUCUCCAUGUGCAAUUGAAGGUUGUAUGUCAAAAGUAGUAGCAGGGGGGAUCUUCCCAACAACGCGCUCCUGUUUGCGCGUAAAACAGGAAGCACGUUCUUCCUUUGCUCAGAACUACAAAUCCUCUACUGCUGAAAAACUCUUGCAUAAAGUGACUUAAGUUUGAUAAUAUAAUUUACGUUUGUCAUUUUUAUGUUCACCAUGUUUUCUCAUUCUUGGAAUUGUUUAUUAGUGUGGCCAUUUUAUUAAAAAAUCAAUAAAAUUUUGUUGUGCCAUUGGGGCAGUGAA